Molecule: messenger RNA, 1635 nt
Organism: Lepus europaeus (European hare)
Lineage: Eukaryota; Metazoa; Chordata; Mammalia; Lagomorpha; Leporidae
Gene: KRT84
Product: keratin 84
Exons: 9
Coding region: 1-1635 (544 amino acids)
Biological process (GO): intermediate filament organization; keratinization
Cellular component (GO): keratin filament
Molecular function (GO): structural constituent of skin epidermis
Source: RefSeq, a predicted model, not a curated record
AUGUCUUGCUGUUCCUACCCAGUCAGCACCUGCCGCCGUGUGGCCAACUUCAGCUCUUACUCGGCCGUGACAGUGCGGAACCUGAGCCACUUCCGGGCCAGCUCGGUCUCCUGCAGAAGUGGGCCCGGCUUCCGGGCAGGCUCUGGCAGUCGGAGCGUGAACAACCUGGCAUCCCGCGCACCCCGGGUAGCAGCUGUGGGCCCUCGUGGCAUCCGCGCCGGAGCUGGCCUUGGUUUUGGCAACGGCAGCAGGGUGGGUCUGGGGUUCGGAGUUGGCAGCGGCCUUGGCCAUGGCUUUGGAGGCCAUGGGUUUGGCUACCGAGUCGGAGGACUCAGAGGCCAGGCAGCUCCAUCUAUCACAGCCGUGACUGUUAACCAGAGCCUGCUGAGCACCCUGAACCUGGAGAUUGACCCCAGUGCCCAGCAGGUGAAGACGGAUGAGAAGGAGCAAAUCAAGAUUCUCAACAACAAGUUUGCCUCCUUCAUCGACAAGGUACAGUUCCUGGAGCAGCAGAAUAAGCUCCUGGAGACCAAGUGGAGCCUCCUGCAAGAGCAGAGAUGUGCCAGCAGCAACCUGGAGCCUCUCCUUGAGAACCACAUCAGCAGCCUGCACAGGGAGCUGGACGGCCUCAUCAGCGACCAGGCCCGGCUCCAAGCCGAGAGGAACCACACACAGAACAUCCUGGAAGGCUUCAAGAGGAAGUAUGAAGAGGAGGUGGGCUUCCGGGCCAAUGCUGAGAAUGAGUUCGUAGCUCUGAAGAAGGCUGUGGACGAGGCUUUCCUGGGGAAGUCGGACCUGGAGGCCAACGUGGAUAUCCUGACGCAGGAGCUGCACUUCCUAAGGGCACUGUUCGUGGAGGAGAGCCAGCUGCUGCAGUCCCAAGGCUCAGAGACCUCGGUGGUGGUGAAGAUGGACAACAGCCGGGACCUGAACCUUGACGGCAUCAUUGCUGAAGUCAAGGCCCAAUAUGAGGAGGUGGCCAGGCGCAGCCGGGCGGACGCCCAGGCCUGGUACCACACCAAGUACGAGGAGAUGCGGGUGACAGCUGGCCAGCACCGGGACAACCUGCGCGUCACUCGCGACGAGAUCAACGACCUGAGCCGGCUGAGACAGAGGCUGAAGGCAGAAGUGGAACACACCAAGGCACAGCGUGCCAGGCUAGAAGCCACGCUGGCCGAGGCGGAGCAGCAGGGCGAGGCGGCCCUGAGCGAUGCCGGCUGCAAGCUGGCCGAGCUGGAGGCCGCCCUGCAGCGGGCCAAGCAGGACCUGGCCCGGCAGCUGCGCGAGUACCAUGAGCUCAUGAACGCCAAGCUGGGCCUGGACCUCGAGAUCGCCACCUACCGGCGGCUGCUGGAAGGCGAGGAGCACAGGAUCUGUGAAGGUGUCGGACCAGUGAACAUAUCCGUGAGCAGCUCCCGGGGCGGCCUGCUGUGCGGGCCUGAGUCCUCGGUGGCCAGCUCCACCCCCACCCGCGGCGGGGUCACCUUCUCAGGCAGUAGCGGUGUCCACACCACCACGGGCAUGGCCUCUGCCCCCAGCGGCCCCUGUCCCCUGGCCACCGAGGGCGGCUUUAGCAGCCACAGCUCCAGUGUCCACUUUGCAUCCACCACCACCUCCCACCGGACCAAAUACUAA